UAAGACACAGCAACAGCUUCACUCGCCCUCUAAUUCAGUGCUUUCCAAACCUGAAGAAAUAUGGCUGAGGACAGCAAGCUGUGGUACCUUCAGACUGACAGGAUGAUGAUGAAGCAUUAUCUGUCUCCUCCUGAUCUCAACCAAAGGAAUAGUGAAAAGACCUUCUACCAGAAAUAUUCAUCAAGCUUAAAAACUAUGAUUCCCAUCCGCUUAAGAGAAAGAUCUUCAGAGAAUCCACUGGACAAUGCUGGACUUUUCUCAUUUGCAACGUUUUCUUGGUUAUCCUAUAUAAUGCUCCAGGGAUACAGGCACAAUGUCAGUUCGGCUACCUUGCCCCCUCUCUCUUACCAUGAUAGUGCCAAGCCAAAUGCCAAAAGAUUUCGAUUCCUUUGGGAAGCUGAGGUGGCCAAAGUUGGACCUGAGAAAGCUUCUUUAGGCAAAGUGGUCUUUAAAUUUCAAAGGACAAGAAUUUUGAUCGACCUAAUAGCUAAUACCUUUUAUGUCAUUUUCAGUGCUUUAGGGCCAACAGUGAUCAUCCACAACAUUCUUCAGUACAGUGAAAGGGGCUCAAGAGACUCGAUGAAGGGAAUUGGCCUCUGUGUAGCCCUUUUUUUCACUGAAUUUUCAAAAGUUGUGUUCUGGUCAUUGACAUGGGCUGUCAACUACCGCACUGCUAUCAGGGUAAAAGUUGCAGUAACAACUGUUGCUUUUGAGAACCUGCUGUCCUUUAAGUCUUUGACACAGACAUCUUUGGGCGAAAUGAUUAAUUUCUUAGCCAAUGAUAGUUAUCGAAUAUUUGAAGCUGCCUUGUUCGGCCCAAUGCCCAUGACUACACCUCUGUUGAUUGUUGUUUGCACCAUCUAUUCUUGCAUUCUCCUUGGUCCCACAGCACUCAUAGGAACAUUCAUUUAUGUUAUGUUCAUACCCUUACAGAUGCUCAUGGCCAAAUUAACUUCUGUUUUCCGAAGAACGGCUCUUUUGAUGACUGACAAACGUGUGCGAAUAAUGAGUGAGAUUUUGACGUGCAUUAAGCUGAUCAAAAUGUAUGCCUGGGAAAAAUCAUUUGCAAACGUUAUCACAGGCAUCAGGAAAGCAGAAAGAAAAACACUGGAAAAAGCAGGCUAUGUCCAGAGUGUGAAUUCUGCUCUUACCCCAGUUGUUUCCACGCUGGCAAUUGUUAUGCUAUUUUCCUUCCAUACCCUCUUAAAGCAUGAACUAACAGCUGCUGUCGCCUUCAGUGUGAUUUCAGUAUUUAAUAUAAUGAGGUUUUCAAUUGCCAUUUUGCCAUUUGCGGUGAAAUCAGCUGCAGAAGCCAGUGUCUCCUUAAAAAGACUGAAGAAAAUUCUCACUACGAAAAUUCCUCCUGCAUAUGUGACGACCCUGAAGGACUCCAAAAAUGCUGUGGUGCUGAAAGACGCCACAUUGUCUUGGGAAUGUGCUUCGGGUGAACACCACACCAAAAAUAGCAAGGAAACUCUUCUGAAUAGGAAAAGUGACUGCAAAUACCCACCGAGGGUAGAUUCAGCCAUUUCUCUCUCUCAGUUAUCAACUGCUGGGAAUGACAGCUACAGUAGCUUUAUCCUGCAGAAUAUAAGUUUUAUAGUAGAGAAAGGCAAGGUUUUGGGGAUUUGUGGAAAUGUUGGAAGUGGAAAGACCUCGGUCAUCACAGCAAUAUUAGGACAGAUGUAUCUGUAUCAUGGGACAGUCACUGUGGAUGGCACUUUGGCAUAUGUGUCACAGCAAGCAUGGAUAUUUCAUGGAAGUGUCAGGGAAAAUAUACUGUUUGGAGAAGUCUAUGAUGAACAAAGGUACAAUCAUACCAUCGAUGUUUGCAGUCUCAAAUCAGAUCUGGAACUCUUAUCAUAUGGAGAUAUGACUGAAAUAGGAGAAAGGGGUGUGAACCUUUCUGGAGGUCAGAAGCAGAGAAUCAGCUUAGCUCGUGCUGUGUAUGCUAACAGAGAUAUUUAUUUAUUGGAUGAUCCUUUGUCAGCGGUCGAUGCUCAAGUUGGAAAGUAUAUUUUUGAAGAAUGCAUUAAAGAAGCUCUUAGAGAGAAAACCAUACUCCUUGUAACUCAUCAGCUGCAGUAUCUACGGUUUUGUGAUAACAUCGUCUUACUAGAAGAUGGGGAGAUACGUGAAAGUGGUACCCAUGCAGAGCUGAUGGAAGCCCAGGGCCGUUACGCUCACCUCUUUCAUAGUCCGCACACAGAAGACACAAUUAUUCCUGACAAAAAAGUUCUUUAUUCAAAUGAAUCAAUGAAAAGGGCACAAGUUCAGGACCGUGGUUCAGAUGUCUCUUUCAAAGGAGUGGAAAAUCCUGCAUUUGAUAAGGCUGGGGCGGAAGUUCAGGACCACGGUUCAGAUGUUUCUUUCAAAGGAGUAGAAAAACCUGCAUUUGAUAAGGCUGGGGCGGAAGUUCAGGACCACGGUUCAGAUGUUUCUUUCAAAGGAGUAGAAAAUCCUGCAUUUGAUAAGGCUGGGGCAGAAGUUCAAGACUAUGGUUCAGAUGUUUCUUUCAAAGGAGUAGAAAUACCUGCAUUUGAUAAGGCUGGGGCGGAAGUUCAGGACCACAGUUCAGAUGUUUCUUUCAAAGGAGUAGAAAUACCUGCAUUUGAUAAGCCUGAUGAGACAGGGACCAUGAAAGACCUUGAAAUAGGAAUGAUCAGAGUUUCUGCGACAGCUUCUACACACCAACUUGUUCAAAAUGAAGAGAAGGCAGAAGGUUCGAUUCCAUGGGAAGCCUAUCGUGCUUAUAUUAAGGCAUCUGGAGGUUUCCUUUUAUGGUUUUUCAUCAUUCUUCUCUUUGUUCUGAUGAUUGCCUGCUCAUUCUUCAGCAGCUGGUGGCUGAGUUUCUGGAUAAAGCAAGGAUCUGGGGCGACCUGCAGCUAUCCUCAAAACACAACCUGUCAUGUGGGUAGCAUCACCAACAAUCCUCAACUGCACUUCUUCCAGCUGGUCUAUGGAAUGAGCAUUGUUUCCAUGAUCACCCUGAGUUUCAUCAAAGGUUUUGGCUUCACUAAGAUGACAUUACGAGCUUCAUCCACCCUCCAUAACACCAUGUUUUACAAGAUCUUGCAGAGUCCAAUGCAUUUCUUUGAUACCACUCCCACUGGCAGAAUAAUAAACCGUUUUUCUAAGGAUAUGGACGAAGUGGAUAUGAGACUACCAUUUUAUGCUGAGAAUUUCCUGCAGCAGUUUUUUGUAGUCCUUUCCAUCCUUACGAUUGUUGCCAUUGUCUUUCCUUACCUCCUCAUCAGCGUGGCUCUCCUAGCAAUUAUUUUCAUUCUGCUCUUCCAGAUUUUUCAUAACACCAUCCAAGACCUCAAACGAAUUGAAAACCUCAGCAGAUCUCUGUGGUUGUCUCUGAUCACAUCUUCAGUCCAAGGUCUUAGUACAAUCCAUGCCUAUAACAAGACAGAGGACUACAUAAAUCGUUUUAAGAUGCUGAAUGAUGAAAACUCAAACCAUUUCAUUUUGUUUAACUACGCAUUACGAUGGUUUGCAUUGAGGACAGAUAUUCUCACGAGCAUCAUGACGUUGAUCGUAGCCUUGUUUGUGGUCCUCAGUCAUUCUUCUAUCAGUGCUGCAGAAAAAGGCUUGGCUUUAUCUUACUCUCUUCAGCUAACUGGACUUCUUCAAGUGUGUGUGAGAACAUGCAUGGAAACACAAGCCAGAUUUACUUCUGUUGAGCAGAUAACAGAAUACAUUUUGAAAUGCGCUACUGAGGGAUCAGAGAGCACUCCGGUGGUUACCCCUCCCCCAAAUUGGCCCGAUAAGGGUGAAAUCACUUUUAAGAACUAUCAGAUGAAAUACCGAGAAAAUAGUCCCAUUGUGCUCAGUGACAUCAACAUCCACAUUCAUGGCAAAGAAAAAAUUGGGAUCAUUGGCCGGACCGGCUCAGGAAAGUCAUCUUUAGGGACUGCUCUGUUUCGACUUGUGGAGCCAACAGCUGGCACUGUCAUCAUCGAUAGCAUUGACAUCUGCAGUAUUCGCUUGGAAUCUUUACGGACGAAGCUGUCGGUCAUUCCCCAAGAUCCUGUUCUGUUUGUAGGUACAGUAAGGUACAACCUAGAUCCUUUUCAUGACCACACUGAUGAUCAAAUUUGGCGAGUUCUGAACCAAACUUUUAUGACAGGCAAGGUUUCCAAACUACCAGGAAAGCUGGAGGCAGAAGUUGUCGAAAAUGGGGAAAAUUUCUCAGUGGGGGAAAGACAGCUACUCUGUAUGGCAAGAGCACUCCUUCGAAAUUCAAAAAUUAUACUUCUUGAUGAAGCCACAGCUUCUAUUGAUUCUGAGACAGAUAUGCGGAUCCAGAGGACCAUCCAAGAAGCAUUCAUAGACUGCACGGUCUUGACAAUAGCACAUCGCCUAAACACCAUUGAAGGGUGUGACCGUGUUUUGGUGAUAGAUAAAGGCAAGGUAGUCACAUUUGGCAAACCAGAGGAGAUUGUUCAAAUUCAGUCUUCAUUUGCAUCUCUCUUAGCCAUGACAAGGAAACUCACAUCAUAAGAGGACGAGAACAUCAUCUUCAGUGCUUUCUAGGUGGACUUUGGACAAUUAAGGCAUUGCAGGGAGAGGG
Messenger RNA from Python bivittatus (Burmese python), 4579 nucleotides. The record is from RefSeq and is a predicted model, not a curated record. NCBI's taxonomy places the organism in Eukaryota, Metazoa, Chordata, Lepidosauria, Squamata, Pythonidae.